ACGAGCUGGAACAUUUUGUUUAGGAAGCCCAAAUAUUUAGAACAUCUGGACUGGCAGCCUGUGGCGCACCGGGCAGGUUUAUCGGCAACUUUUAACCUUUUAGCAGCUCGAAGUAAAGUCUGCCAUUUUAGACAGGCGGAGGUUUAACUUCUCCCGACCUCGACCAGGAAGAACGGCUAACUUUUAUUACGGCAAGAGUUUAAGUAAUGACAGAUAAACACGCAAUCGCCUCAUGCUUACUUUCGACGAAAAAUAAGCUAUGGAUAUACGCGACGGGAAGAGAAGAAGGAAGGUAAGCGGCGCAGUGCGGAGCUGCAGGCGCGGCGCGGCCGCCAAGAUGAAGCGGGAGGCGGUGAAGGUCCUCCGCUCCCUCACCGUGGGGAACAACAACAAGCGUGCCGAGGCCAUGGACGAGGAGGAGGAAGAGGACGAGGACUGCUUCUCCAUCUCCUUCCUCCGGGGUGACCCCUCCAGGCCGGCGGCGGCCGCCGUGUCUCCGCGGUACAGCCUGCUGCGGGAGGUGGGCCGGGGCAGCUACGGGGUGGUGUACGAGGCCGUGGCCCGCAGGACCGGGGCCCGGGUGGCGGUGAAGAGGCUCCAGUGCGACGCCCCGGAGAACGUGGAACUGGCAUUGGCCGAGUUCUGGGCCCUGACGAGCCUGGAGAACCGACACCAGAAUGUGGUUCAACUGGAGGAGUGCGUGCUGCAGCGGAACGGCCUGGCCCAGAAGAUGAGCCACGGUAACAAGAAGUCCAAGCAGUAUCUGCGGCUGGUGGAGACCUCCCUCAAAGGUGAGCGCAUCCUUGGUUACCCAGCGGAGCCAUGCUACCUUUGGUUUGUCAUGGAGUUCUGUGAAGGUGGGGACCUCAACCAGUACAUCUUGUCUCGGCGACCCGACCCCCAGACCAACAGCAGCUUCAUGCUCCAGCUAACAAGUGCCAUUGCUUUCCUUCACAAGAACAACAUUGUCCACCGGGAUCUGAAGCCAGACAACAUUCUCAUUUCACAGAAAUCUGGUUCACCUGUACUUAAGGUAGCAGACUUUGGUCUCAGUAAGGUUUGUGCUGGACUCACCUCCAAGACCAGUGAAGAAGAUCCUACAGCGAGAGCAGGUGGCAAAGGGAGCAACCAGUACAACACUGUCAACAUCAACAAGUUCUGGUUAUCGUCAGCUUGCGGCUCAGACUUUUACAUGGCCCCAGAGGUUUGGGAGGGCCACUACACAGCUAAAGCUGACAUCUUUGCCCUUGGCAUCAUCAUUUGGGCAAUGGUCGAAAGAAUCACGUUCAUUGAUGCAGAGUCGAAGCGUGAACUACUGGGCACCUACGUUCGACAGGGCUCUGAGAUCAUUCCUGUUGGGGAAGCUCUGCUGGAGAACCCUAAGAUGGUUCUGCACAUCCCUCAGAAGGCCAGGAGCUCUAUGACUGAAGGGGUAAAGAAACUCCUUAUGGACAUGCUUGCAGUAAACCCUCAGGAUCGACCAGAUGCUCUCCAACUGGAAAUACGAAUGGAUCAAGUCACUUUUGCUGCAUGACAAACACUUCUAACCUUUCCUUUUUUGCCCCAACCGAUCCAAGAAGGGACCCAUUUCCUCUCCAGACCUGUUGUCUCCGUGGCAGUGGACGAGGAAGGGAAAACGACUCUGACAACCUGAAAUGUGAAGACUCACAAUCUAGAACUGAGCUGCAAGACAAACUGGAGCAUUAUUCCAAACCUCUGGGGCAGAAAAAAUAUGCAAAUAAACUUGUUACAAUCUCUUUUUUUUCUAUUAGCUUAUUGGGGAGAUGGACAAUGCCAGAGGCAAGUCAGAGUGCUGGCUGGAUCAGAAAGCAGCUUUCAUUUUGUAAUCUAGUUUGUUUUAUGAGUUUGUUCUUCCUUCACUUUUGUACUGUAGUGAACUAUGAGGCAGGUUAGCCGUGUUCUCACUGAUUAAAGCAUUAUAAUAACUCUGAAGAGCAGAUGACUGCUACCCUCAAACAUCCCUGUGCCUUUAAGAGGAUUCACCCCGAGUCGACUGGAUCUACGGGAGAAUUCAUCCUGAAGGUCCUGAACCAAGAUGGAAACCUGAGACGUCUGCAAGCUUGUGAAGCUUCAGGCUGGCAAAAUGUGCAAACACUUUUGUUUUUAAUGUUGUGACACUUUUUGAAUGAUUCAUCAAGCGGGUAUGAUUUCAGAGGAGACAGUGGGGGGGGUCUCUCAGAGUUCAACACUGAGGUGCAAUUAGGAAUCAGAAAAAUCUCCCAGAAUCUUAAAAACAGAGAACGAUAGCGAUGUGUGUUGACAAUGAUCUGCGCCACAUUCCAGAGGCAGAAGGAUGAAGAUCUGAUAGGUUUUUAGAGAUGAAGUGGACUCGUCAUAUCAGGCCUUUCAACCCGUGCAGUUGUAACCAAACAAGAGAAUUUAAACUCGUGUUACCGGGCAUUAGUUCCUGUUUAAACCAAAGAGCCCCUCAUGGACCAAGUGCACACGGUUUUUCUUUGCCAUAAGAGUUCUUCAUGACCAAGGAGUCACUUUUUGAUGAUUUUUUUCCAGCGCUAGCAGAUGUUUUAGCAACUGAAUGUUUUUCUGUAGAGGUUGAGUGUGGCAUUUUGGACAGGCUGACAGAAAACCUCCAUAUACAUUAGAAAAUGUGCAGAUUUCAGCCAUUUCCAGCAUUGCACCUUAUGUAUUUUCAAGCUUGUAACGGGUUUGGAUGAUGUGAAGUAGGUUACUUUGUAGCUUUUACACGUGAACAGUAUCGAGUCUUUAAAUAUUUCAUUGUACGGUGCAUUUGGGGGUUUCUUCAGGAAAUUGCAAGCUGUACCAUCUGAGAAUAAUCCCAAAGGCACACGGAGACACGCAUCCUUUUCUCUGGUUCCUUCUCUCUUAUUGAAGUGAUUUGAACUCUUUGGGUUGUAGCCUGCUGACUGGUUAGACAGGAAAUCACAGAACGUUUGGACUUGUCUGCUAUGGAGCCCUAAAGGCAAAUGAAAAAUCCAGAGCUUGAAGGACUUCCAGGGGAAUAUGACUGAACAAACGGCCUACAGAGAGAGAAAGCAUGAAAUGUUGACACCAGCCUCUCUUUGGGACAUGAGUGUCCUUCAGUGACUUGGCUCUGCAGCCACAGCAGUUCUGUGACUUGUUUUAGUUCUUCUGCAGCGUGAUCCUACCUCGUGCUUAACACUCAUCACCCUCAAUUGUCUGUAGUAACGUCUUAGGUGUGAGGAUAGGGUGCACAGUGGCUGAGUAGGAAAGCAUCUUACCUCCUGUGUUACUCUGUGUUUUAUUCUUCCUUCAGAGGUUCUGGCUGGAACCAACACCUGUCCUUUUCUCAGAGUCUUGACUAAAUGUACAUCUUACCCAUGAGCCAUAGUACGUCAAUUUAUAAACUACAGCUCCAAUAAGGGUUUUACCAGGAUAAUCUGAAGGCAGAUGGUGGUAUUUAACCCUCCUUUGGGUUCAU
Molecule: messenger RNA, 3442 nt
Organism: Poeciliopsis prolifica (blackstripe livebearer)
Lineage: Eukaryota; Metazoa; Chordata; Actinopteri; Cyprinodontiformes; Poeciliidae
Gene: stk35
Product: serine/threonine kinase 35
Exons: 3
Coding region: 260-1534 (424 amino acids)
Biological process (GO): positive regulation of autophagy; axon extension; protein autophosphorylation
Cellular component (GO): cytoplasm; autophagosome
Molecular function (GO): protein serine/threonine kinase activity; ATP binding
Source: RefSeq, a predicted model, not a curated record